AUGUUCGCAACAUGCUGCUUUGCCAAUUCAGCGACGGAUCUCCCACCUUUUCUGCCAACUACCUGUGCAAAGGAAGCAUCCUCGAGACAGAUCAUUCUUGACAAUGCAAUUCCAUUUUCUGAUUCUAAUACAGAGGCUUUCAGCCAAAUAUUUGAAUCUAACAGAAUUAUUCCAGGCCUCGACAAGAAGGUCACCAGCCAACGAUUCUCGUUUCCAGCCUCCAAGGUCCGAGCUUUGAAGGAUGCGUAUAUUACCGCCAGGUCCACCGACCAGGACCCAGCCAUUUCCAGUAACGACGUCCUGCCGGCAUUACUUGCCACCUAUAUGAACUGA
Penicillium soppii is the source of this 333-nucleotide messenger RNA. Its product is annotated as Transferase. Bases 1 to 333 code for a protein of 110 amino acids. The transcript has a single exon. The record is from RefSeq and is a predicted model, not a curated record. NCBI's taxonomy places the organism in Eukaryota, Fungi, Ascomycota, Eurotiomycetes, Eurotiales, Aspergillaceae.